This is a messenger RNA of Mytilinidion resinicola, 1826 nucleotides long. RefSeq lists its product as uncharacterized. The record is from RefSeq and is a predicted model, not a curated record. Bases 1 to 1767 code for a protein of 588 amino acids. NCBI's taxonomy places the organism in Eukaryota, Fungi, Ascomycota, Dothideomycetes, Mytilinidiales, Mytilinidiaceae. The transcript is spliced from 10 exons.
AUGGGAGACUGCUUGUGCAUAGGGAUCGAUUUCGGCACCACGUUCUCAGGCGUAGCAUGGGCAUUCUCCCGGCGUCCAGAAGACAUCAGAAUUGUCACCCGCUGGCGCGCCGACCUCGCCCAUAACGUCGACGAUGCCAAAGCGCCCACCGAGCUGGUCUACGGGGCUGGUAAAUUGCUCCUGAGUUGGGGAUACGAUAUCAACUCGAAUCAGACUCCUAUCCGCUGGUUCAAGCUACUUCUCGCAGACCAGAGAGACUUGGAUGCUGAAGUACAGAAUUCCCCUCAGCUCAAGCAGGCCAGAGAGAUGCUCAGCGUGCGGAACAUCAGCGCCGUUGAUGCAGCGGCUGACUAUCUGCGAGAGCUGUGGAAGCAUACGAUUGCGGAAAUGGAACGCGAGUUUGGGAAACAGGCGGUCAAAGGUCUGCCGUUCAAGGUCGCGGUCACCUUUCCAGCCAUCUGGAAGCUUGAUGCGCGGCGGAGGACCGAAGAGGCCGUACGUAAGGCUGGCAUCCUGGAUCCCCGGCUGUGCGGUGCCACCACUCUGGUGCUUGUUCCUGAACCUGAGGCGGCUGCGUUGGCGACGUUGGCGGAGUUCAAAGGGAGGCCAGGCGUCCGGCCUGGAGAUGUUUUUGUGGUUUGCGAUGCAGGUGGUGGGACUGUGGAUCUCACCAGCUACAAAGUGCAGAUGACGGAUCCAGCAGUAGACGUGAAGGAAGCUGUGGAGCCAGACGGGAAAAUGUGCGGUGCUAUUUUUGUGGAUCAAGAAUUCCAGAACUUCCUCCGGGGCACACUCUCUCCAAGGCGGUACGAUAAGAUGACACCGACUCAGCUCAAGAAAGUCAUGAAUGACGAAUGGGAGCACGGCGUCAAACGUGGUUUUGAUGAUUCAGAAAGGGAGUGGGAGGUGCGGCUUCCGGCAGAUGCAGUCAAGGGUGGACUCUUUGCGGGAAGGCGUGAGAGGGAGAGUCGAGCUGGAUUGAAAUUAGGCAGGGGCCACGUCCGAGGGAUCUUUCAGCCAGUAAUGAAUCAAAUUCGCGGUCUCGUGAAGAAACAAGUUGAUGAAAUCCGGAACAAGGAGGGCAAGAAGCCCAAGUGCAUCAUGCUUGUUGGCGGGUUUGGACGAUGCUCAUAUUUGUACAAAGUGUUUCGUACUGAGUAUAGUAACCAAGACAUCGAGAUCUUGCAGUCCAGUGGUAACAACCCAUGGACGGCGAUUUGUCGGGGCGCCGUCAUAAAGGCGAUGAGUUCAAGCGGUCAAUCUGGCCCCGUCACCAUCACCUCCCGAAUUUCAAAAUGCAACUAUGGGCUAGCUUGCUAUGAGCCAUAUAGGGACGGCUACCAUAACUCGGUUGACAAAAUCUUUCUUCACACCGAAGGUGGGUAUUUUGCCGACAAUCAAAUGCGGUGGUAUUUGCGGAGAGGCAUGGACAUCGAAACUCAGCAACCCCUUCGCUUCAGCUUCUAUAAUCUCUAUCGAUAUGCAUCAGAGAUGCCGCAGAAUCAGCUUCCUGUUUCUAUUCUAUACUCAGAGACCCGGAGCGCUACGAAUCGUAAGGAGACCGAGGUGUCAUGCCUCUGUGAGAUCAGAAUACGGCUAGAGACGCCGUUUGAUACGCUGCCACUUUUCUUCAACAAGCAAGGAAUUGAGUAUAGAAAGAUGAUUUAUGAGGUCGAGAUGACAAGUCAGGACGGGCUGCUGAAAUUUAGUGCGUAUAUCAAUGGCCGGCGGCAGGGCGAGCAGAAUGUUGAAGUUAAGUAUGAGUAGAAGGGUGGCCAUGGACUGUUUAACUAGGCGGCCAAAUGCGAUGACGAAAAUAAGAUGCU